This is a messenger RNA of Aspergillus nidulans FGSC A4, 1602 nucleotides long. Its product is annotated as quinate permease qutD. The record is from RefSeq and is a predicted model, not a curated record. Gene Ontology annotation, molecular function: transmembrane transporter activity. Gene Ontology annotation, cellular component: plasma membrane; membrane. Gene Ontology annotation, biological process: proton transmembrane transport; transmembrane transport; carbohydrate transmembrane transport. The transcript has 3 exons. NCBI's taxonomy places the organism in Eukaryota, Fungi, Ascomycota, Eurotiomycetes, Eurotiales, Aspergillaceae. The coding region runs from base 1 to 1602 and encodes 533 amino acids.
AUGUCCAUCCUCGCCUUGGUCGAAGACCGCCCAACUCCCCGCGAGGUUUACAACUGGCGCGUCUACCUCCUGGCCGCAGUCGCCUCCUUCACAUCAUGCAUGAUCGGCUACGACAGCGCCUUCAUCGGCACAACGCUGUCUCUGCAAUCCUUUCAAAAUGAAUUUAAUUGGGAAUCGCUCAAUACGGAUCUCAUCAGCGCGAAUAUCGUCUCGCUAUAUCAAGCAGGUGCCUUCUUCGGCGCUCUUUUCGCGUACCCCAUCGGCCACUUCUGGGGCCGCCGUUGGGGUCUUAUGUUCUCUGCUCUUAUUUUCUUCCUUGGUGCCGGCAUGAUGCUCGGUGCGAAUGGGGAUCGAGGGCUAGGGCUGAUCUAUGGUGGCCGAGUGCUUGCGGGCAUUGGCGUCGGCGCCGGGUCGAACAUCUGUCCUAUCUACAUCUCAGAAAUGGCACCUCCCGCUAUUCGGGGUCGCCUUGUUGGGGUUUAUGAGCUGGGUUGGCAGAUUGGUGGCGUCGUUGGGUUCUGGAUCAAUUACGGCGUGGACGAAACCCUUGCCCCAAGCCACAAACAAUGGAUCAUCCCCUUUGCCGUGCAAUUGAUUCCUGCUGGCCUGCUCAUUAUCGGCGCCCUCUUGAUCCGCGAAUCUCCUCGUUGGCUCUUCCUCCGCGGUAACCGUGAAAAGGGCAUUGAGACCCUGGCCUGGAUCCGCAACCUGCCAGCCGACCAUAUCUAUAUGGUCGAGGAAAUCAACAUGAUCGAGCAGUCGCUCGAACAACAGCGUGUCAAAAUUGGGCUUGGUUUCUGGAAACCCUUUAAAGCAGCCUGGACGAACAAGCGUAUUCUCUACCGCCUCUUUUUGGGGUCUAUGUUGUUCCUCUGGCAGAACGGGUCAGGCAUCAAUGCGAUCAACUAUUACAGCCCGCGCGUCUUCAAGAGUAUUGGCGUAUCGGGUGGCAAUACCUCACUCUUGACAACGGGCAUUUUCGGUGUCGUCAAGGCGGUCAUUACCUUUGUUUGGCUGUUGUAUUUGAUCGAUCAUUUUGGACGACGGAACUUGCUGCUUGUUGGUGCGGCGGGCGGUUCAGUCUGCCUUUGGAUUGUGGGCGGAUACAUCAAGAUCGCGAAGCCAGAGAACAACCCCGAGGGAACGCAGCUUGAUAGCGGUGGCAUUGCGGCUAUAUUCUUCUUCUACCUGUGGACGGCCUUCUAUACACCAUCUUGGAACGGCACGCCUUGGGUCAUCAACUCGGAAAUGUUCGAUCCCACCGUCCGCUCCCUUGCACAAGCCUGUGCUGCCGCCUCAAACUGGCUCUGGAACUUUCUGAUCUCUCGCUUUACGCCCCAGAUGUUCACGUCCAUGGGAUACGGAGUCUACUUCUUCUUUGCAUCGUUGAUGAUCCUCUCGAUCGUGUUUGUUUUCUUCCUCAUUCCCGAGACGAAGGGCGUGCCGCUGGAGAGCAUGGAGACUCUAUUUGACAAGAAACCGGUUUGGCACGCCCAUUCGCAGCUAAUCAGGGAGCUGAGGGAGAAUGAGGAGGCGUUCCGGGCGGAUAUGGGUGCGAGUGGGAAGGGAGGUGUGACGAAGGAGUAUGUCGAGGAGGCUUAA